Messenger RNA from Protobothrops mucrosquamatus (brown spotted pit viper), 5152 nucleotides. It is a transcript of the gene TRIM47, whose product is annotated as tripartite motif containing 47. Bases 1 to 1893 code for a protein of 630 amino acids. The record is from RefSeq and is a predicted model, not a curated record. Gene Ontology annotation, molecular function: protein binding; zinc ion binding. Lineage: Eukaryota; Metazoa; Chordata; Lepidosauria; Squamata; Viperidae. The transcript is spliced from 6 exons.
AUGGACGCGGGCUCUGGCCCCAUUAGCUUCUCUCCCAACUUUCAGGAAGGUCCUUUCGGUUGCCCCAUUUGCCUAGACUCUCUGAAGGACCCGGUCACCACUCCUUGCGGCCACAACUUCUGCUUGGAGUGCAUCGGGGCUCACAGGCAUCACCCCGGGGGCGUUACAGGAGCCGGAGGACCAAGUGCCUCCCGCUGCCCCCUCUGCCAGGAAUCCUUCCCAGCCGACCUCUCGCUCCGUAAGAACCACACCCUGGCGGAAUUGUUGCAGCUCCGACAGCCCUCGCCUAGCAGUCCGGGCCUGGCUAUGGCACCCGAGGAAACGUCGGAGCCGCGCGCUCCGGGCAACGGCGAUGCCCAGAUCGAGGAGGUGCUUUGCGACUUCUGCACCGAUGGGGAGAAGAGGGCUGAAGCGGCCAAGUCGUGCUUGGUGUGCUUGGCGUCCUUCUGCACCCCCCACUUGCAGCCUCAUCUGAAAAGCCCGGCUUUCCAAAGCCACCGGCUGGUUCCGCCGUUGCGGCACAUCGAGGAGAGCCUCUGCAAGUUGCACCUCAAGCCCUUGGAGAGCUUUUGCCGGACCGACCACAGCUGCAUCUGCCAACUCUGCCGGACCCAGGAGCAUCGGAGCCACGAGGUGGUGGCCGUGGAGGUGGAGCAGGAACACGUGGAGGCUCAGAGGCCAAAACUCCUGAACAAUAUUGAAAAUCAGCUGGAUGAACUGGGAGCCACAAUAGCGCAGAUGAAGAGGAUGGUGGAUCUCAUCAAAGCUACUGCUCAGAAGGAGAAGGAAAAGGUCAGCAGUCUCUUUGCUGAGGCCACCAAGGUCCUGGCAACAUUUAAGAAGGAAGUGCUUAGUUUCAUUGAGGUAGAUGAAAGAGCCAUGCUGGGCAGAGCAGGGGAGGAACUGCGGCAGAAAGAAGAGCGACGGGCCCUGCUGAUGGAACACAAGCGGAACCUGGAGAAAGUCUCCAGCAUGGACACCAUCACUUUCCUGCAGGAAUUCCAGGCAUUAAAAAUAGCAGCUGAGGAAAAAAACCUUGCAUGUACAGACUUCCCCAGAGAGCUGAGUUUUAUUAAAUCCAGUCAGGCUGUGUUUGCUGUGAAGGAGCUGCUGGGAAAUAUUUGCAAGAACCAAUGGGACCAACUGUCAGGGAAGGGUGAGAAUGGACCUUUUCUUCAUGGGAUACCAGAAGUGACAAUUGAACCACAGGUUUCAGAAAGGAGCAUCAAUCCCGCCAGUUUGGAAUCACGAGAUUAUUUUCUCAAAUCUGCAUUCAUAAUUGACUUGGACAGUGAUACUGCUGACAAGUUCAUCCAACUCUUUGGGACGAAGGGGGCUAAGCGUGUGCUGAAUCCCAUUGCUUAUCCUGAGACUUCAACCAGGUUCAUCAACUGUGAGCAAGUACUGGGCGAGAAUCUGAUGAACCGUGGCAACUAUUACUGGGAAGUGGAGCUCAUAGAUGGUUGGGUGAGCAUUGGAAUAAUCACUGAAAACUUCAACUCCCAGGAGUCGUAUGACCGGGGCCGCCUAGGCAGGAAUGAGAAGUCAUGCUGUCUACAAUGGAAUGGCCAGAAUUAUGUUGCGUGGUUUGGCGGAUUUGACUGUGUUAUACAGCAGCCAUUUUUUCAUACUAUUGGGGUGUACUUGGAGUAUUCAGAGAAGGUGCUGACGUUCUAUGGAGUCAAAGAUUCCAAGAUGACUUGUCUCCAGCAGUUCAAAGUGGCUCGUUUCAAAAAGGGACAUUUUGACCCUUUCCAGAAUAAGAUCAACCACCAGUUUCCAACACUGUUCACGCACAACCUCAAGCCAGCCUUUUUUCUCGAAAGUGUAGAUGCUCACAUGCAGCUCGGGCCUUUGAAGAAAGACUGUGUUUCAGUACUUAAGCGGCGAUAAUUUGGUCUAUGCAUGACCAAGAAUAAAGAAUUUGACAAGUAGGAAGUUUGUGACAUGUCUGCUGGAGCACUGUGUCAUCUUUCUGAGUUAGUGUUGGCGAAUUAAUCAUACUUGUUACUGCACUUUUUUACUUAUUUGAUAAGUAUCAGAGUUUAAAGAAGCACUUUCCAGCAAAACAUAUUUUUUUUUUGGAAAAUAAUUAGGGAUCAUUUACAAAGGGCUUGAUCUAAAGCAAAAGGCAUCUCCAUUUCAUCUAUAUGAACCAAUGGUAUCUCCAGAGACUGUGCUGUUUCACAAGAAAUACACGGAUAAAUAAUCAACAAUACCAUCGAAACUCAUCUUCACAAUGUGUCGCUAGGUGAAUACUGCUCUUCCACUGCAUUUGGAAAAAAAACAACAACUGGAGAAAACAGUGGUGUCAACUGUUAACGUCAUAGCAAAUGGGAUAUAUGAACAAAUGUAUCUUUGUUUUGGAUUAUAAUAGCAAAAAAAAAUAGUAGGGGGCUGUGGGGAGCUUUAGUUGACUCUUAGCUUAAAUCUAAAUUCUAGUCUAAAUAUUAGAAAUAUAACUUUGAAAUUAAAUGGAGCAUCUGUGACUGUGUGUCAGCCCCACUAGUUAGACCAGUUCAAGAAAUGAACUCCAAAGGAAGGAUAAAAUUUUUACUGAGAUCGGCUAUAAUAAUUGAGACAAGUCUGAUUGUAAUAUACCACCUCCUCUUUGUAGUUCAGUGAAUUAGGGUGCCAUUUGCCUGAGCAGCUUCCAAAUGUUAUCUCCUUGUUUUGGACUUAAAAAGUGUUCCUGUCACUUUUGUUUAGGCAACGGUUCCUGCAUAUUUCCAUCAUGGUCACAUUGCAUACUGUGUACACUGUGCUUUAAUGCUAUAUAUGCCUGUUUAUAUUGGGUUAAAAAGUGUACAAAGUAAAAACUAAGUUGCAGAUCUGAACAUGAGGUACUCAAGAGAUGAGUACCUGCACAAGAGAGCAGAACGUUUAAACACUGGGUUGCAAGUUUUCUUUUCUUUACAAGCAUCUUACAAGCACAGAAAUAUUAUAAAAAUGGAGAUUCAAUAGCUCUCUGGAGUCACUGGCUCGUUGAAUCUGAUGGAAAUUGAGGCUUAUCAGCCUCUGAGGGACUGCAGGUUCCUACUUCUAUGAUAUAUUCUGCUGUAUUUUGUCACUGUAUUUUGAAUACAGAUCCAUGGAAGUACAAUGGAAGAAAGACCCUUGGUUAAGAUGGAGAAUGGGGAUUGAGCUUUCAGGUAUAACAAGGAUACAAGUGUAUAAAAUCCAUUCUUUCAAAUAUACUAAGAAGACACUGUAAACAUUUAUAAAUUUAUCAUAAUUUAGUCAUGCUGAUAGAAUACAGGAGUGGUGAGGAAAUUCUAGCUGCUAUUGUUAAAAAAAAGUUUUUCAAGUUAACCUAUGGGGAGACCCAAGUUUUUCCUUAGGCUUAGGCUUUUUAAAAAUUGUUUUGUGGCUUUUUAAAGAUUGUUUUGUUUAGAAUGGGAUUGACAGUUGAGUUUGAAUAAACCAUCCAUUGGAUUCCUUUGUUUCUAGAAGAUUAUAGGCUGUGAGUAUAAUGUAAAUUAGGACUGAACAAGGAGAAAAUUUAGAGAGAUUUUGUUUUGCAAUCACAGCAUAAUUUUGUUCUUUAAAGCAUUAAUCUAAUGCUAGCCCACUUCAUUAAUUUCAUGAUCUCGGGAUUACAUUGUUACAAGAGGGUUUUGCAGUAUUAAUCAGUACAUUAUUUGUUUCCCAAAUGUGUUUUGUUUACAAAAUAAAUACCAUUAUAUCCUGUAUUCAAGCUGGAAGUAUAGUAGAUUUGAUUAAUUAUGAAAUUAAUUUAGUAAGAGCAUUUUAUUUGCUGCUGGUCCCUACUGAAAUAUUCUUCCCUUUCAUUAAAAAAAAAUGUGAGGCCUUAUAGUUUGUGUGUCCUUCCGAAAGCACUGCAACAUAGUCCUGAAGCAGACAUGUGUUGUGUUCUUUUUUUCAAAUAAAAUUUUCAUCUUUCUGUAAAGGAAAAAUGAUACAUAUAUGAUGUACGUAUUGAAUUACAUGCUGGAAUUUAGUAUGUUAAAUUUAUACCCAAUUGAUUAGUGUUAGGAAGGUUACAGGGAUUAAUAAAGAUAUACUGUAUCAUUGACAUUGGAAUUUGUAAGAUGUAAUUUACUCUACUUUGAAAUUAGGACUUUUUAAAUAUUUAAAGCUGGUUAGUUAAUAAAAUAGAUGGAGCCAUCACUGCAGGAUUGACAAAGGGGCACUCAGGAUGGUUGAGAAGAUCUCAUUGUCCCUAACAGGAUAGACGGCACAGUUCUGUGAGGAGAGGAUCUACUGUACAUGCAGAUGAUCCCAGCUAGGGGAGGUAGACACUUUGUUCCUUCAUUUUUAUAAUGCAGCUAUUGUAAGGGGGAAAGUACUAUAUUUUGUGAUUUACUGAACAACUGGUUGAUGGGAACAACGCCACACUUAAUUUUUUGGGAGAAGAAGUUUGUUCAAUUGGAUUCAAAUACUACCAAAACACAGAGUUGUGUCAUAUGUAUGACUGCGACAGGAUUUUCUUUUUUCAAAACCAUUCAGGAUGAGAAUUGAAUUUUUUUAAUGCAUUAAGGUGAUUUAAAAUGUAGGGGUUUUUUUUGAGUCAUCUGCUUCAGCUUCUCAGGAAACUACAUCAUUAUAUUUUAUCAAUCAUGCUGCCAAGUUUGAUAAUACAAAUGCCUCAAAUGUUAUGAAAAGGAAAUAUGGAAGCUAGACACCAGUGAGAGGCUGCAGACUGGAAAUUCCUUUAUAUUUCCUGGUUAAAGAUUAACAAUACAAAACCUUAGGGCAUGAAAUCAUUUAUAAUCACAUGAUAAUUAUUCUGACACCAUCAAAUACAGCAGGUAUUCUAAGUUUUCAGAACGAUGCAGCAUAAAUCUUGUCAGAAUCUGGUUAAAAAUUAACAUUUCAGGUUCUCAUUUAUUACAUUCUGGUCUUGCCUAAUUAUUCUUCCACAUCUGGUUAUAAGGUUUCAUUUGUACACAAGGUUCUCAGAGCAUUUAGUUUGGAAGAAAGCUUUGGAAAAAUGUUUUUUAUCCACAGCUGGGCCAGCCAGGAAAUUUUGUUAUAAAAAUCCAUGGCAUAAACCACAAUAAACUGGAAUUAAAAGUAGUUCACAAAACCACUUUUAUUUAUUUUGCUUUGGCAGUAUAUAUGCCUGUUCUAUGUGGCAAAGACUGAAAGUCAAGCUUGUCUAACAGUUCCAUGUGCUUUCUGCUACCUU